Messenger RNA from Plasmopara halstedii, 1251 nucleotides. RefSeq names its product 2oxoisovalerate dehydrogenase alpha subunit. The transcript is spliced from 6 exons. NCBI's taxonomy places the organism in Eukaryota, Oomycota, Peronosporomycetes, Peronosporales, Peronosporaceae. Bases 1 to 1251 code for a protein of 416 amino acids. The record is from RefSeq and is a predicted model, not a curated record. Gene Ontology annotation, biological process: branched-chain amino acid catabolic process. Gene Ontology annotation, molecular function: oxidoreductase activity, acting on the aldehyde or oxo group of donors, disulfide as acceptor.
AUGUUCUGUGUCUCUAUGCUUGUCCGCCGCACUGCUUUUCGUUUGAAAUUCCACGCAAAAUGUCAAUCGUCGCUUGGCUAUUUUCCAGGCACCAAACUUCCCUUUGUGCCUGAUGUAGUGUUCCGUGAUCCUAAAGAUGACGCCUUAAUUCCGUGCUUCCGCAUUCUGAACGAGAUUGGAGAAGUUGUGGAAGGCGCUAAGGACCCACAGCUUAGUCAGGACUUGUGCACCGAAGUGUACCGUCAAAUGCUUCGUCUAAAUACGAUGGACAAUAUAUUUUACGAUGCGCAACGUCAAGGACGCAUUUCAUUUUAUAUGACGUCGUAUGGUGAAGAAGCCAUAUCAUUUGGUAGUGCGUCAGCAUUACGUAUUUCAGAUAUGGUCUUCGCACAAUACCGUGAACCAGGUGUACUUAUGUGGCGUGGAUUUACGCUACAGAAUUUUGCAGACCAGUGCUUUGGCAAUAGAGACGGACAUGGCAAAGGUCGACAGAUGCCGGUGCAUUAUGGAUCCAAGACUUUAAAUUAUCAAACGAUUUCAUCUCCUUUAGCGACGCAACUUCCUCAGGCUGUUGGUGCUGCGUAUGCAUUCAAAAUAGCAAAAGAAGAACGUAUUGCCGUCUGUUAUUUUGGAGAAGGGGCAGCUAGUGAAGGAGAUUUUCAUGCAGCACUGAACAUUGCAGCCACAAAAGAUUGUCCAAUUCUGUUUUUUGUUCGUAACAAUGGUUUUGCUAUCAGUACGCCAACACGAGAACAAUAUCGUGGAGAUGGAAUUGCCUCUCGUGGAAGCGGAUAUGGAAUACCAAUCAUGCGCGUUGAUGGCAACGACUUUCUUGCAGUGCACGAGGUUACUCGUCAAGCUCGCGAAUUUAUUUUAAGAGAGAAUCGUCCGGUGCUUAUUGAAGCCAUGUCGUACCGCCAAGGACACCACUCGACCUCAGAUGACUCAACACAAUAUCGGGCGGUUGCGGAGAUUAAGCAAUGGAAAGAAACGAGUGAUCCGAUCGAACGCACAAAACGUUAUUUACUGCAACGAGGAUGGCUUACCGAGGAGCAAAAUCGUCAUCUGCAAGAUAAUGAGCGGACUAAUGUGCUUACAGCGCUGCAACAAGCUGAGACCAAAGAAUCACCAACUCUCGACACGAUGUUUGAAGAUGUGUAUGACGUCAAGUUGCCGCAUUUGCAAGAACAAGAACGCGAGAUGGUGGAGCAUGUGGCAAAGUAUCCUCAGUUUUACACCACCCAGCACUGA